AUGAGCGGGAUGUCAAACCACAAGCCCCAAGCUACCCCACCACAACAUUCCAGCCGCGACACCUCAACAUGGUCGUGGUGGUAUCUAGGUCUUGGAGUCGCAGCACUCGUCGCCAUCGUCCCCGCUUUAAGCUCCAGCUCAGAAGCGCUAUGUCCUCAAGCACCUAUUCAGAAUACCCAACUGCAAGAUAGGAUGACAACGGAGAUAGCCAAGAAUUUAAGCUCAGACUGGUUUCGAGAGCAGAGCAUCAAACGAAUGACAGGUGCUAUUCAAAUCAGAACAGUCGCAUACGACGAUAUGGGUCACGUCGGCCAAGACCCUCGUUGGGAAGUUUUUGACGAGUUUGAGAAUUAUCUGCAAACCACAUUCCCCAAGGUGUAUGGCAAACUCAAACUCGACAAGGUCAACAGUCACGGACUUCUUUACACGUGGACUGGUAGUGACACAACUCUAAAGCCAACGGUUUUGAUGGCCCACCAAGACGUUGUACCGGUUCCUGAAACAACUGUAUCACAAUGGGAUUAUGCACCCUUCAGUGGAGAAUUUGAUGGUUCGUCCAUUUGGGGUAGAGGUGCUCUAGACUGCAAAAAUACGCUGAUUGCAUCUCUGGAAGCGAUAGAGGCUCUGAUAGAUGCAGGGUUCAAACCGCGACGCACCAUAAUUCUCUCGUUUGGCUUUGACGAGGAGAUCUCUGGUCACCACGGAGCCGCAUUCCUGGCAUCAUUUCUUCUCCAACGUUAUGGAGAAAAUGGUGUAUCGCUCAUCAUUGACGAAGGUGCUCCUAUUCUACCUAUCUGGGGCACUCAUUUUGCUAUUCCCGGAGUAUCCGAAAAAGGCUACGUCGAUGUUGAGAUUGUGGUCCGUACCAAGGGUGGGCACAGUUCAAUGCCGCCUUUACAUACCAGCGCAGGUAUAGCGGCCGAGUUGGUGAGCUGUAUCGAGAAAACCCCGUAUCCGCCUCAACUUUAUCAAGACAACCCACUAUUGGACUUUCUAUGGUGCGGUGCAGAGCAUGCUCCAGGUUUCAUGAUAGGACUCAAGUACCUUCUCCCUAGAAGAGGUCGGUCAGGUAUACUAGAGACCAUAAAGCGACUCUCAUUCCCGAAACUUGUUUCUCGUGUUAAUAAAAUGGCUGGCUAUCUUAUCUCGACAACACAGGCAGUCGACGUGAUACAUGGUGGCGUAAAAGUCAACGCGCUGCCUGAACGGACAACUGUCUUGAUCAAUCACAGAGUCAAUAUUGGAGAAACAUCAGACCUGAUCCGACACAAAAUUACCAAGCUAGCUGGUGUGAUUGCGAAACGACAUAACCUCACUUUACAUGCAUUUGAUGAUUCUGAAGAAAAAGAGUCGUCGAUAUUUGUUCGAUUUAUGGGCAGUGUGCUUGAGCCCGCACCCGUGACUCCUACUCACGUGAGCGAUGAAGAAAAAGAUACUCCGUGGUCCGUAUUAUCCGGCACGACGAGAGCUCUUUAUGGAAAGCAAUCCGAGAAGGGUCUCAUAGUCCGAGCCAUCCGCUCGGAAUAG
This is a messenger RNA of Fusarium poae, 1527 nucleotides long. RefSeq lists its product as uncharacterized. The coding region runs from base 1 to 1527 and encodes 508 amino acids. The transcript has 2 exons. Lineage: Eukaryota; Fungi; Ascomycota; Sordariomycetes; Hypocreales; Nectriaceae. The record is from RefSeq and is a predicted model, not a curated record. Gene Ontology annotation, molecular function: carboxypeptidase activity. Gene Ontology annotation, cellular component: fungal-type vacuole lumen.